Talpa occidentalis (Iberian mole) is the source of this 1270-nucleotide messenger RNA. RefSeq names its product kallikrein related peptidase 10 (gene KLK10). The transcript is spliced from 5 exons. Gene Ontology annotation, molecular function: serine-type endopeptidase activity. Bases 1 to 837 code for a protein of 278 amino acids. Lineage: Eukaryota; Metazoa; Chordata; Mammalia; Eulipotyphla; Talpidae. The record is from RefSeq and is a predicted model, not a curated record. Gene Ontology annotation, biological process: proteolysis.
AUGCGACCCCCGCACCUCCACCUCCCCGCGGCCUCUGGCGCCCCGGCCCUGGCGAAGCUGCUGCUGCCGCUGCUGAUGGCGCAAGUCUGGGCCGCGGAGGCCGUCCUGCCCGCCCUGAACAGCUCGGGCCCCGACCCCGUGGGCGCCGGCGCCCCGUGCCCGCGCGGCUCGCAGCCCUGGCAGGUCUCCCUCUUCAGCGGCCUCGCCUUCCACUGCGCCGGCGUGCUCGUCGACCAGAGCUGGGUGCUCACGGCCGCGCACUGCUCCAACAACAAGCCGCUGUGGGCGCGCGUGGGGGACGACCACCUGCUGCUCCUCCAGGGCGAGCAGCUCCGCCGCACCUCCCGCCCCAUCCUCCACCCCAAGUACCGCCAGGGCUCGGGGCCCCUUCUGCACAGGCGCACCGACGAGCAUGACCUCAUGCUGCUGAAGCUGGCCAGGCCCGUGGUGCUGGGCCCCCGGAUCCAGAUCCUGCGCCUCCCCUUCCGCUGUGCCCAGCCUGGAGACCACUGCCAGGUGGCGGGCUGGGGCACCACCGCCACCCGGAGAGUGAAGUAUAACAGGGGCCUGAGCUGCUCCAGUGUCACCAUCCUGAGCCCGAAAGCCUGUGAGGUCUUCUACCCUGGCGUGCUGUCCAGCAACAUGGUGUGCGCGGGGCUGGAGCAGGGCCAGGACCCUUGCCAGAGUGACUCCGGAGGCCCCCUGGUCUGUGACGAGACUCUGCAGGGCAUCCUCUCCUGGGGCAUUUACCCCUGCGGCUCAGCUCAGCACCCCGCUGUCUACACUCAGAUCUGCAAAUACUCCUCCUGGAUACAGAAGACCAUCCGCUCCCACUAACCUGCACACACCUGUCCCUCUCGUCUGGGGUCGGCUGGGCUCUCCCAGGCUCCAGUCGAAGCCUGCCGCCCAGUCAGCCGCGCCUGUAGCCUCUCUCCUCUCCCCUUACCACCUGCCCACUGCUGUCCUCUGCCCCCCCUGAACCCCCAGUGCAUUAGGUGGCGGUAGAGUUUUGUUUGAGAGAAGCGAGAAGCUGGGUCCAUCACCCCCCCACCCUUCCUCGGCUGCAUCUUGCUGUGUGACCUUGGGCAAGCCAAGCACCCUCUCUGGGCCUCAGUUUCAUCACCUAGAAAAUGGGGCCAUCGAAGUGCCUACCUCAUCGGUGUGUUGUGAGGAGAUGAUAUAACGUGCGCGUGUAGAUCGUUAAGAUAAUUGCCGUGUGAAGAAUGAACACAGUGGGUGGCGAGCUCUUAUUAAAUGUUACCUGUUAAAG